GCUGGGUGGCUGGUCGCAGAACUCCACGACACGUGCAAUGAUUUUUGCCGCUUCAAUGGCUUUGAUGGCUGCAACGAGUCCCGGAUUCAAGAGAUCAACCGACAUCCCAGGGCGACACGCUUGCUCGAGGGUCUGGGGUACAAUUGCAGUGCGACAGUUGCCGCCCGCGGCACCGGGAUUUUCUUCGAUCCUCCCGGUACGCCGGGGACAGCCGGUAAGUGCUUUUACACGAGCGGCACUGUUGACUGCGACGUCAACACGAAGAACUAUGAGAAGCCGGUGUGCCAGUGUAGCACCGUGACAACUGCAACAACGACUCCAGAUGUUGCUCGGCUGGACAUGAGAAGUGCAACAGAUGCAGGCAACGCAUCCGAGAGCACCGUGAAUGUUAGCAGGACACGGUGCCUAAAUAAGCAGCACAUGGACAGGGAGGCUGGCUGGCUGGUCGCAGAACUCCACGACACGUGCAAUGAUUUUUGCCGCUUCAAUGGCUUUGAUGGCUGCAACGAGUCCCGGAUUCAAGAGAUCAACCGACAUCCCAGGGCGACACGCUUGCUCGAGGGUCUGGGGUACAAUUGCAGUGCGACAGUUGCCGCCCGCGGCACCGGGAUUUUCUUCGAUCCUCCCGGUACGCCGGGGACAGCCGGUAAGUGCUUUUACACGAGCGGCACUGUUGACUGCGACGUCAACACGAAGACCUAUGAGAAGCCGGUGUGCCAGUGUAGCACCGAGACAACUGCAACAACGACUCCAGAUGCCACCCGUUGGCAGAUCGGCGCGCUUGGUGAGACCUGCAAUGACGUGUGCACCAAUGGUUGCAACGAGACUGAGAUGGCGCAGAUCAACCGCCAUCCCAGGGCGACGCGCUUGCUCGAGGGUCUGGGGUACACUUGCAGCGCGACAGUCGCCGGCCGCGGCUACGGGAUCUUCUUCGACCCUGUCGGUACGUCGGGGACAGACGGUAAGUGCUUUUACACCAGCGGCACUGUGGACUGCAGUAAAAACGACAAGAGCUACGAGCAGCCCGUGUGCUACUGCAACCCGGCCCCAUGA
This is a messenger RNA of Symbiodinium necroappetens, 1053 nucleotides long. Lineage: Eukaryota; Dinophyceae; Suessiales; Symbiodiniaceae. The record is from the annotation of a GenBank genome assembly.